AUGCACACCGCGAGGGCGACUGAUUUCUGCAGUGCAAAGGGAAUUACCUGGCACUUCAUACCUCCCAGAGGCCCACACUUUGGCGGGAUCUGGGAGGCUGGAGUUAAAUCGAUGAAGUACCUACUGAAACGUGUCGUUGGAGAAACUCGAUUGACCUACGAGGAAAUGGCAACUUUCCUCGCCGAAGCUGAAGCUGUAUUGAAUUCGCGUCCAUUGUGUCCUCUUUCGAACGACCCAAGUGACUUGGAAGCCCUGACCCCGUCGCAUUUCCUCAUUGGGCGUCCCGGUCAGGCAAUCACCAAGCCGUCGUAUAGUCAACAGAAGAUCAACAGGCUGUCAAGGUGGCAGCACGUGCAGAGUAUGAGAGAGACUUUGGAUUCGAAACCGACUAUCGUCCGUUAA
Molecule: messenger RNA, 402 nt
Organism: Aedes albopictus (Asian tiger mosquito)
Lineage: Eukaryota; Metazoa; Arthropoda; Insecta; Diptera; Culicidae
Exons: 1
Coding region: 1-402 (133 amino acids)
Molecular function (GO): nucleic acid binding
Source: RefSeq, a predicted model, not a curated record